Molecule: messenger RNA, 1082 nt
Organism: Argentina anserina (silverweed cinquefoil)
Lineage: Eukaryota; Viridiplantae; Streptophyta; Magnoliopsida; Rosales; Rosaceae
Product: B3 domain-containing protein REM5-like
Molecular function (GO): DNA binding
Source: RefSeq, a predicted model, not a curated record
GUUACCUGGGAUGCAGCAUCAAAAUAUCUCAUUUACAAAACUGUGAAACUGUUCAAAACCCUGAUGGAGAUUUAUCAGUUUGGUAGAAAUUUAUUAGCCGAGGCUGACAUACAGGAGCAAUAAUCGACCUUCAAUUUAAUGCUCUUAAAAUUAAUAAAGCUCUUGAUUGAAUACUAGCACUUGACUGACUUGAGCAGAAACCAGAGGGAUUAGUUGAGGAAGAACCCCAGUUAAGAAGAAGAGAGGAGUAUGAAGCUUGAAGAAAGACCGUCAUUUUUCAAGGCUCUUGUUGGUGACUUCUCCCAGCAACUGCGUAUACCGCGUGCAUUUGUGAAGAACUUCAAUGGUCAUGUACCACGAUUCUGUGGCCUUAGAGGCCCUUGCGGGAAAAUGUGGGCUGUAAGUUUGAAGGUGGUCGAGAAUCGCCUGGUUAUCCAUGAUGGUUGGCAAAGUUUUGUAGAGACACAUAAUCUGGAGGUUGGGGAUUUCUUGAUUUUCACUUUAGAUGGUGUCUCAACUUUUGAUGUCAUAAUUUAUGGUAAAAGCUACUGCGAGAAGAUUGUUGGAGCAUCCAAGAACAGGAUUGCAAAUGUUGUGGACAGAACAAUUAAAACUGACAUCAUUUUAGGAAAGAGACUUGCACCUGACCUUGUGGAAGAAACAUCCAUUCGACCCAUCUCUUCUGAUUCAUCAAAUCCAUAUUUCAGAACUACUUUUACGAAGUCUAUGCGAUAUGACCUGAGAAUUCCAAGCAAAGUAGUCAGAGCUGCAGGUCUAAUGAGCGAUCAAACUAUAAUGCUUCAAGAUCCAGCAGGGAGUCCAUGGUUUGUUAAACUUCACGAUGCAAAAAGGGGCCGAAUGCGUAUGGAAGGUUGGUGUAAAUGCUGUGAAGCUAACCAAAUUUCAGUAGGUGACAACCUUCCUAUUGAGAUCGUCAAGCAUUCUGUAUUUCAACUUUAUGUUUAUAAGGGAAGUGAAGCCCUGGAUGUCAAUGCUCAAAGUUAAGUGACUGCUGGAUUUCAGAAUAUACUUCUAUUCAUAUCUCAUCACAAAAUGAUCUUCCUCAUCUCGGCCAAAGAAUC